Cladophialophora bantiana CBS 173.52 is the source of this 1710-nucleotide messenger RNA. RefSeq lists its product as uncharacterized. NCBI's taxonomy places the organism in Eukaryota, Fungi, Ascomycota, Eurotiomycetes, Chaetothyriales, Herpotrichiellaceae. The coding region runs from base 1 to 1710 and encodes 569 amino acids. The transcript is spliced from 2 exons. The record is from RefSeq and is a predicted model, not a curated record.
AUGGCACUCCCUCCAUUGGUUCCUCGGCCGAGGUGGCCAGCCGCGCUUGUUGUUCCGGCGCAACAGCUAUUGCCGACGCACAAGGAGUGGGCGGCUAUGCACUCCGAGAUUGAACGACUAUACAUCCGCGAGCGUCGGAAGCUGCGGUAUAUCAUGCAAUACAUGGAGAGGGAGCACGCUUUCAAGGCGACGGAGCAGAUGUAUAAGAAGCGCUUCGCCAAGUGGGGGUUCCAGAAGAAUUCCAGACGCUCGGCCGCUGCUGUGCCGACUUUGAUGAAGGAUGAAGGCAAGAAAGGGGCGAGCAGCGAGUUUGAUCCACCGGGAGAGCUGGGCUCGGUGCCUGCGUUCCCCGGAUUCGCCCAUGAUGACGGCCUGAUGCUCAUGUUCCUGACCAGUGUGCGGAAAUGCAGCAUGGCAUUCUUCGAGCAUAUCCAGUCCCAUCAUGGGAUCCUCGCGUCUCAGCGGCAGCUCCCGAUAAAUCAGCCUUGGCCUGAACAAACCGACAAGAUUAGCUUCACGUUCAAGCUAGUGAUGGAUCUGCUGGACCAAGGCCAUGGCAAUUUGGCUGGCAGGAUGGCCCGAAAGGGAUUCCUGCUGAUUGAAGAUAUGUUGACGCUCGAAGGGCCGGCGCUGGUGUGGAACCUGCUUGAGAUGAUGCACCAUAUGGUGGCGCUGCGUCAUCCGCAACUCUUUCAGAUGUUUCUGGCCCAUCUCACUGCACUGAUAGACGGCCGGAUGCCAAAGUCUCAUCCCAUCUCUGCCAUGCUGCGCGGGCUGCGAGGACUCGUCGCGAGUCUAACAAGUGCGGUUUCUACCCCCAGGAACUCUGUAUCGACGUUGUCGUGGUCGUCGUCGGGUUCACCCUCUCCCUCCAGCGGUAGUAAGACAACGACCACCGCCGGCCCGUGGCUCCUCUCUUACUCUCUUGCAUCUCUAUUAGAGCGGGGAUGGACCCUCAACGCGGAGAUCGUCUUGGACCAUUUUGACCCUCGCCUGUUCUCGCUCUAUUGUCACAUGCACUGCAACGCGUGCUCGAUCGCCCCUCCUUUGGCCAUCGUCAACACAGCGAACGAAUGGGUAAGCAACCUCGAGGCGCAGCAGGCCUCCCGCCUCGCAGCGGAGGCCCGCCAAGCUGAAGGCCUUCUUGACAUCACUUCUAUCGCGACGGACAGGUUGUUACAGCGCCUGCUGGCCCCACGCGUGGACGCCUCGCCGCCUCGGGACUACGAGAUGCUCCGCACGAGCAGCGAUGUCGCGCUUCGGGAAUAUCUGAAUUCUAUCCUCACUAAGGGGUCCGGUGACACCACCAUGUUGCUGCGCAUCCUGGCCGUUCUGGUGACAACCACAAUUCUUGAAGAAUGGCACGCCGUCAUAAAACCGUCGAGUACAGCUAGUAGCGUGACGACGAGUAUUUCGCGUGUUCAAGCGGCGAAGGUCGCGUGGGCGAUGAGGACGUUAAUGGACAUCAAACCGGAGCACCGGGGCGAUGGACCUGUGCCACAUUUGGAAACAGUCGAGCGGAUUCGAUCUAUUGUGGCUCUCCGCGAAUACGCCCACGCGGAAACAGAUCCAGAAGUCGUGAGGGAGAUGUGGCUGCUGGUGGAGGCGCUCGUUGCAGCCGGCGAGUAUGAAGAGGCACAAGAAGUAAGGCAAACUGCGAUUCGUCGGUUAGAGAAGUAUGUACAGGAUAUUCCUCUCAAUUCUGCAUAA